This is a messenger RNA of Cucumis melo (muskmelon), 474 nucleotides long. RefSeq lists its product as uncharacterized. The record is from RefSeq and is a predicted model, not a curated record. NCBI's taxonomy places the organism in Eukaryota, Viridiplantae, Streptophyta, Magnoliopsida, Cucurbitales, Cucurbitaceae. Bases 1 to 474 code for a protein of 157 amino acids. The transcript is spliced from 3 exons.
AUGUUAGGCCCUAAGCUAGUUCAUACCACUAAUGAAGCUACACAGAAGAUUAGAGCCUGUAUGUUGAUAGCACAGAGCAGACAGAAGAGUUACGAUGAUGUACGACAUAGGGAUUUUGAGUUUGAUAUAGGGGACAUGGUUUUUGUGAAGGUAACACCAAUGAAGGGUGUUCUGAGAUUUGAGAAGAGGGGAAGGUUGAGUCCCUUUUUGAUUCAACAUAUAUUUGACUUUGAGCCAUUGCAAACUAAUGAGAUUUUGAGUUAUGAGGAGCAACAAGUUGAGAUUUUGGCAAUGGAAGUUAAGCUACUUUGUAGCAGAGUUGAGAUAUUUUUGGAAAUUGAGAAAUUUCUUCGUCCACAAGAAGUGGCAUCAUCGUCUUCCUUCGUCCGCAAGGUUUCUAUAUUUUUCGUCAGAUAUUUUCUAUCACGUGCAGUCGUAGUUGGAGAUCCAGGCUUCGUUCAAGCAUUCGUGUGA